Molecule: messenger RNA, 1124 nt
Organism: Symsagittifera roscoffensis
Lineage: Eukaryota; Metazoa; Xenacoelomorpha; Acoela; Convolutidae
Exons: 3
Coding region: 416-973 (185 amino acids)
Source: RefSeq, a predicted model, not a curated record
CGCUGCGAUACGCUCGAAAAAACGAGCAUUAUUAAUUUUUAUUGUUAAAAGCUAAUGUACCUUUUGAACAUAUCAGAGCGACUUUUAUUAUAGAUAGUCUACUUAAUUUGCCUAAAUACUGAUUUGAUUGCUCUGUUAAAAUUCUGUCUUGAGAUACUAUUAAGUAAAGAAGUGUUUGACUCCGCGAGGUUUUUUGACUUACCUUGUUCCUAGGCAAAGCCUUGUGGGAACGUCCAGUUGUCAAACACGGUUUUUGCUGUCUUAACUAAAAAACCAAAUUCUGACAAACAGAAAUUUUUGCUUCUACUACUAGAACUUAAAGUAGGCUGCUGUUUCUGUUACUCUACCCCCAAUUAUCUUGAUUAAGUGACUCCGUUUAUAUACCAGAGUCCAAUUUACAUAACACACUUACGCAAUGACGACCCAAGUAAAACCCCAAAGCGAAAUGACGGAAAAAAAGGAGCCAAAAAAUAUGGCCCAAUUAUUUCACUAUCACUACCACACCACUCUGGCAGCAGAGGCAGCCAAGCAGCCGCGCAACCACCGAAUCACUACUCCGAACGACUGGCUCAGUCACGAGUACCGAAUGAAACAGCUUAAGGAAAACGCAUCCUGGUACGCCUCGUCGUUCUCAUCCGCACUUUCCUCAUCUGUCAACUCUGAAGAACUGGAGCGAGAGAGGAGGAGCAAAAGAGAGCAGAAGAAGAAACAGAACGAGCGCAGGGCUUCACUCAACACCAUGCUAGGCUUAGAGGGAGUUAGUCAAGAAGAGACAGAGAAGAUGAUGAAGGAGCAUCUGUACCCAGUGGUGGAAAAAGCACCAGAAGUAGAAAUUAAAGUACCCGAAGUUAUGGGCAAAAAGAAAGUUCUUAAAGGCAGAUCAACUAGGUCAACUAUGCAAUCGACUAUCAGAAAGCCCAGCAAAACACGCCCUAAGAAAAUCAGCACCCAGAAAGACAUUGUUUUGUAUUAAGGGAAACCGCAGAGCUCCAAAACUUCACGUAUGCUUAAAUAACUUGCCUAACAAUUGUUUUUUAAUUCUUUUCCUUGAUAGCUUUAUUUAAACUGACGAAGGGACAAGAAAAAUUGUAAUUUUUGUUCAAUAUGUUAAAAAUAUAUCAAUA